UGUCCGGGUGUUUGCCGUGCGAAUCCCGGUGUCCUAGUGGCGGGACAACAGCGCUGCCAGCCGUGUUUGCCGUGCGCUGUUGCCCUGUUGACAGGCGUGUAGUUCGCACGUCCUCUCGCCCUGGCGAUGUUUAUAAACACGAGAGUUGGAGGUUUACCGAUGGCUGGUUUUUCCCGCCCAGUUUGUGUUUCCCUGGGACAGCGGGGCUGAGUCAUGUGUGUCAUCACACUCGUCUUCAAGCAGAUGCAAGGGGGUCGGUGGUCUCCGUAGCAGGCAAUAGUUGAUCUGUGGUUCUGCCGGCAAGUGACGUAAUGUACUGAGGGAGCGAAUUCUACACAAGGCACAGCGACGUCCCUGGACUGUUAUGAGAGAGUGAGUGACUCGAACAUUGGAGUCGACGCUACUGAGAUCACAUUGGACGGUGAGACAAACUCUCGACGGUCCAAAGUUUGGGGUGUAUACACAAGAAUCAGACGGAUAGGACUUAAAGGCGUUUAAAGAUUUACCACCUUGUGACGUAGUGGGGAGGACACGACGUACAGGUGAGACAAGGGCGUCGGCGUGUUUGACCGAGGGGAGGACGCAGCGUACCUGGGUGACUAAGAUGUGGUGGACUUUCUUCAAGACGUCAUACCGGCCAAGCCGUGAGCACCUGAGUUAAGGCAUUGGUCACGUGUCUCGCGUUCGAAACUUACCACGCAACUGAGAAAAGGAGUUGAGGACAUGACUCAUGGUAACUGCUGGAAUCUCAAGAAGUCUUGAAGGAUAAAAGCAAGUGUCUCAGAAGGAAUCCUAAGAUUUUGCGUGCGUCUGUGCUAAGAUGUCGUGAGGCGUGCUAACCGGACGAGUCCGUGCCGACUGCUGACAAGUGUGCCGUGUCUUGUCGGUACACAGAGUGGAAUUUGUACAGCGUUGUUGUCCUGUUCGUUCCUUCCUGUUGACAGGUCUGUGUUGGUGUGUGCCCAUGUGACGCGGGGAGGGGGCGACUCCGCCGGACGACCUGAUCAUACCGCACCGCCAGUCUGACAGCGCGGCAGGCCGCGGGAUUUAUCACCUCCGUGCGCGUGGAGAGGAUUUUAACUUACCGAACUUACGGGGUUUUAUCGUGACUGCUGAAAGAGGAACAAGUCGUUGGAAUCAUUUCAUCAGUGUGUAGAAGAUUGUACUGAACCACCGGAUGUUAUGGCGUCGUUCUUGAAAAGGAUUUUCCGCCUUCUUCAUGUCGAGGAUUCAAAACGGAUUUUUCGAAUGUAGAUCUUUUUUUCUUCACAGGAAGAACGUUUUGACUGGGAUUUUGCAUUAUCGGCUCUUUGACAAUCGGAUAUAAGGCGGAAGAUUGGCAGAGAAGAAACUACCAAGAUGUGGCCAAGAUAUCGCACAAUUCUCAGGAUAGCAGCGGUACUGCUGGGGCUGGUGAUCGUGAGGGCUGAGAGUGCGAGACAUAAGAAGAAGCGGCAGCUGUCCCAGUACACCUGGGGCACCUGGGGCCCCUGGUCCACCUGUUCGCGCACCUGCGGAAGGGGCGUGGCCCACCAGACACGGAGGUGCCUGUACGCAGGUGUGGAGGAUAGUACGGCGGUCUACCCGAGCGGAAAUGACGUAGGCAAGUACAACUGUGCGGGCAUCUUCAGGCGGUACAAAGCAUGCGCAGAACAGACCUGCCCCCCUGGCACGCCGGACGCUCGUGCUGAGCAGUGCACCACCUACAACAGCAAACCUUUCAUGGGCAGGCUGUACCAGUGGGAACCCUUCCUAGAAGCUCCCCAGAAGUGCGAGCUGAACUGUCGAGCGAAGGGCUACCGUUUCUACGCACGUCUCUCGCUGUCAGUAACGGAUGGAACGCCCUGCAGCCCGGGGUCACCUGACGUCUGCAUCGGCGGCCAGUGUAAGCGAGUGGGCUGCGAUGGUGUCCUGGGCUCUCAGACAGCGCUGGAUAAGUGUGGGGUGUGCGGCGGCGACAACUCGGCCUGCCAGGUGGUGUCAGGGAUGUUCACACGGCACCACCUGCCCGUGGGGUACAACCCCCUCAUGCGCAUCCCCGCAGGAGCACGGCACAUCAACAUCACCGAGCUCGCACACAGCAAGAACUACAUCGCCCUCAAGAAUACGAAAAGCAAGUUCUACUUGAACGGCAAGUGGGAGAUAGAUUAUCCCGGAACUUUCAAGGGCGCAGGGACAACAUUCCAAUACACAAGGUCAACACCUCAUCAGCGUAACCGGGCGGGGCAGACUCUGUUAGCAACAGGGCCAACCAAUGAGGAUCUUGAGGUUAUGCUGAUCUACCAGCAGAGAAAUCCGGGCAUCUUGUAUGAGUACAUCCUGCCAGCCAUGCCCAGUGUGACUCCCAGUCCACCCCCGCUACCUGUCACAAUGAGACCUUCCAUCUACAUUACCAAACACACAUCAGACAUCAACAAAGCAAUCAGGCCCCACGGCACAGCGAAUAGAGACAGUGCCACUUCAAACAGGCAUGAGGGUACAGGUGAUAGGGACAGCUCUGUUUCAAACAGACAGCACGGUACUGCCAACAGGGACAGCUCAUCUUCAAACAGGCACCACCACAGCACAGCUGACAGGGACAGACCCCCGCCGAACAGGUAUCAUUCGGACAACUCCAAUUCAGAAAAAGUAGACGGAGCAUCAGAAAGGACUGGGGGAGGCCAGGGGGGUACUGAUGGGAGCUCACACGGGAGUUCUGUGGUUCCACGAGGAUCACAGGAGGGUGUGUUUGGGGGGUCGAACAAUGCGUACAUUCCGGGAACCUCGCACCAGAGCAUCUACCGACCCGGAGGGCCUUCCUACCGGCCAACGGGAGGCGUGUACUUGGGAGGAGGAACUGCUGAGAGAGGGUCAGAAGGAACGCAGUACCUGCCAGGAUCUUACAGGCCGGGGGAAACACUUCCUAACCAAAAUGUGUACACAGGGGGCAUAGACAGAGGGGGGUUGAACCCCUCCCAGGACCCCUCCCCACGAUCACCCCCCGGGAGAACAUUUCCAGAGGGGGUGUACACAGGAACCAACCUGGGGCCGGUGGAGGGAGUGUUUCAGGGGUCCACCGAGGAGUUUGGACCUGGUAGGAGAGAGUUCGAAUGGACGGUUUCAGGGUACACACAGUGCAGUCGCACAUGCGGAAGAGGGGUGCGAACAAACAUUAUCCAGUGCAUACGGAGAGACAGUGGCGCUGUCGUGCUGGCCAGCAACUGUGACAACCGGAUACGGCCGCCUGUACAGCCAGUACCAUGUAACACCCAGCCCUGCCCAGCAUUUUGGGACGAGGGAGAGUGGACACCGUGCAGUAAGACGUGUGGACCGGGGAUCAAGACGCGGAUGGUUCUGUGUCGGCAGACGAUCACACACAGCUUCACCACCACAGUCUCCCCCAGGAAGUGCCGCUCCAGCCCCAAACCUGCCACCUCGGUCAUGUGUCAGCUGGGCAUCUGCAGCAAGUGGAGAAUAGAGGCCUGGGGACCUUGCUCGGUGCCGUGUGGGCGGGGACAGCGCACACGGGAGGUGAACUGUGUGACGAGCACGGGAGAGGUCCGGCCUGACGGCGAGUGUAACCUGCGGAUCCGGCCGCACCUGGCCGAGGACUGCGACAUGGGCCAGUGCGCCAACUCCUGGUUCUACUCCGACUGGGGAAAGUGCUCCACAGAUUGUGGCAAUGGCAUCCAGAAGCGGAAUGUGCUGUGCAUCCUGAGUCAGGACCACGACCUCCCACUGGGCAGCUGCGAUGGCAAGGAGAAACCCUCGGAGACGCAGUCGUGCGACAUGGACAGCUGUAACAGGAACAGCGCACACUGGUUCUCUGGACCUUGGGGGCCGUGCUCAGCGCCGUGUGGUGAGGGCACGCAGGAGCGUGACGUCAUGUGUAUUUCGGUGAACAAGCGGGAACAGGCGCACCACAUCGUGUCCCACCACCGCUGUGAGCAGGGCAGCCGGCCGGCUCACCAGCAGAGGUGUGAGGUCCAGCCGUGCACAGCCAUGUGGUACCACACCGACUGGAGCCAGUGUUCAAAGACCUGUGAUGGUGGGUACCGGGUGCGCGUUGUUCAGUGUCUGGACGAGAAACAGCAGAUCAGCACCAAGUGCAACAAGGCACUCAGGCCAUCCGAUCGGGAACCAUGUAGUGUCAAGCCCUGCUACAUCGCAACCUCACAUGCCCCUGUUUUCUACCGCCCCUCCACCCCCAGUGCUAGGACAGUCUCCGGCUUUUCCACCUCUCCUGUUAUUUCAGAACCUGCAGAGCGCCUCUACUCAGUUGCUAGGAACAGUGAUGACAGUUGCAUUGACAAGUUCCACAACUGUAACCUGGUGGUGCAGGCACGAAUGUGUCACUAUGGUUACUACAAAAAGGUCUGCUGUGCCUCCUGUUUCCACAACAAAGGCUACAGCUAGUCAACGCUUCAGGCUGCGGAUGAAGAGAACAGGCAACAGUCCAGGAAAAAAACACAUUCAUCUAGUCUCAACCAGUUAUAACCAGUCCAGAAAAAGUACAUACUGCCAGUUUGAACAGUUACUGGUUUAAAAAAACUAGCAUAAAGCUUGUCAAAACUGGUCAGAACCUGAUCUUUACAAGAAAUCCACCAUCAUCUGAUGAAUAGUUUUUACUGUAAAUUUACUGUAACAUUAUUCUGCCUUUAGAGAGCAAUUAGACAAAGACAUUAGUAAAAACGUAAAAUCUUAUCAUGUCUAAAACAUUGACCCACAGACUCAGCUAAGCCUAUGGUAUCUCAUAUGGUUUGAGUCUGACCAUACUAUAAUUAUUCAUUCAUAAAAUGGCCACAAAAAUCACAUACAUUGUAGAGUCGCUUAUUAUUAUAACAUUUCAGGCCAAUGUGGAAAUUGAUUCCUGGUAAAAAGGCCAUAGACACACUCCCAAAAUACUGGCAAUGCAGAUCUUCAUUCAGAAGAACAACUUUUACCUGUCUAAAAUGAAUUUACAGUUGGGAACUUUCUUUCAAUAAACAGUUAAUUCAAAAAGUCAAUAAUAUCUGAUUCAAGGACCUAACAAGCCUAGUAAAUUGCUUACUACACUCUCAAUUUGUAAAGAGUUGUUAGAGAUAAAGCAUAUGAUCCAACAAUUUUGUGGACUACCAGUACAAAGCAUCACAAAUUCUGGUCCCUGUCAGAGUCCAACCAUCCCAAUGUUGAAUGUCCCUCUUCCUGCUGUAUAUUUUACCCAGUGUUUGUAUGAUAGUAUGAACUGCUCAUGAGCAGCAUUGGUAUACCAACUCUAGAAAAAAAGGUAGUGUGAGGCACGGUGACGUGUUGCUCGGUUUUCCUGUCAGCCAAAUUAACGACGUUUGAUUGGUUCAUUGUCAACCAAUCAGAACCCUGCAUUCCUAUAUCAAGAGCAAGCUGCUUUUGUAAGCAUAAGAGUAAGAGGUAUCUACAUGUACGUAUAUAGAACAAUAUAUUCUGGUACAGAUAGAAAGCAUGUAAAUAUUGUGAUAUGGACGGCAUAUUACCAAAGGGGAAUAGGGGAAUAUUAAUGUUAGUUUUAGCUUUGGACGAGGUGUAUCUUAGCAAUUAUGUAUGAACAGAGUUUCAAGAGAGAGAGAAGUCUUUAUAAAACUAUGUGUGUCAAUCUACUUGAUACUUUUCUUGAUGUUCUUAUUGUGUACAUUGUACAUUGUCUUGGACACACUGGAUGUUGCAUGGAGGAGUAGGAGAAUAAUCGUCUUCUGGCAAAUCAUAACAUUUCUGCAUAGAUCCAACCUGCAGCAGCAUAGAAUGGAUGUUGCAUCAGGCAAAGAAAAUGUCAGCAUGUGGAUCACUAUGUCUGUGUCUGUGUGUGUGGAUCACUAGCCUGACUUCAUCCUGCUUCUAGCAGUCCUUCUACUCAGGCCCCUAGAAGCUUGAUGGCCAACACCUCUAAGUCAAGACAUUAUAAUUCUAUUGAUUUGUGCAUACCGGUAUGUGACUUAUCCAUGUCAGACUGUGAACUGUCUGUUACCAUGGUGUUGGAGGCUGUGAUGACUGGUUUAUGUUGUGACAGAUAACCCUGGGCUCUCAUUGUGGUAAAGAAUCCUGAGCUACUAUUGGUAGUUCUGAUAAUGGGAUUAAUAUAAUGGUUCUCUUGAGUUAGAUGUAUAGGAUGUAUAUGAGUUAGAGGUGUAUGGCCACAAGCUCUUGGGGAAGAGUCCCUGACAGCGAAAGAUUGUAUAACUCACACUUGCUAGAUGGUCACCAUGUGUCACCAAACAACUUUUGCUGUCAAAAAAGAAUAAUGAAUGAAUACAUUUAUGGGCCAGCAUACUAAGCAUAAGAAGUUGUAUUCAGUUUGGUUAAACCUACCUGGCCUUAUUUGGUAACAGUGUGAAUAAUGCAUAAUGAAUGCUGACUUGGGAUUGGUCAAGACAGCCUGGCUAUAAACAUUGUAUGUUGUGUGUGAUUUUGAUUUUAAAAUGUAAGUCAUGGCAAAUACUGGCCACAAUGGAUUCCAUUCAUAAUGAAUAAUUUGGCAAGUUUAUCUCAAAAGUAAUGAAAAAAGCUUUAUUUAAAAGGAAAUAUAUCAGUGUUAGUGUAAUGUGUUUGACACAUGUUGGUACUUUUGAAAAAGACUGAAAUACAUGUAACCACUUAAAAAAAAAUGCUCUUCAAUAGUUAUACUAUCAUCUGUAUCUGUGUAGUACAUUGUCCUCUAUUCAUUCUUGCCGGUGUGUCUUAUAGAAAUCUUGUCCAAUGUUAUCCAGUUUAUACAUUGUAUUUAGUUGUUUGUGUGUUCACAUGUUGGUGCAACAAUGAGAAGCACUUCAAAAGUGACUGUUUGACAAAGGUCAAACACAUUGGCUACUAUGUUUUGUGUUGCCCUGCUUGAAAUGACUUCAUUAAUGUUUAAACCUUGGAUAAAGUGGUAGUACCAUGUAAACUUAGUACAGAAAAAGUUUGAGGAAGGGCAAAACUACCAUAAAAUUCUUAACAUGGUAGAGAGUAGAAUUGUUUUAAGAAUAUGUAAUCAGAACUUUAUACAAAUGUGAUUUUUAAAUGAUUUUUGCCGUAUUCGGUACCGAUUCAGUGGUGUUACCAAAAAAUGUGGAUGUCACAUACCUGUGUCCAAGACAUCUGUUGUAUCCAGAGCGGUGUUUUAUCCGGAACCUUGCUCAGGCACAGUUCAGGUCUGUACUGUUGCUGGGAGCACAUCUGUUGUGCUCUAUGCCCUUGUCGUGCUGGUUGUUACAAGUGUGACCUAGUGUCAGAAGUUGUAUCUUUCAUUCUUGAGUUUAUAGUUGAUGUAAUCAGCAAAGAAAAAGGAAACUCUGUUAAGCUGCAUAGGCGAGUAUUGGGACAAUAAAGACUUUGGUACUUUA
Messenger RNA from Branchiostoma belcheri (Belcher's lancelet), 7310 nucleotides. Its product is annotated as thrombospondin type-1 domain-containing protein 4-like. Gene Ontology annotation, cellular component: extracellular matrix. The coding region runs from base 1360 to 4395 and encodes 1011 amino acids. Gene Ontology annotation, biological process: extracellular matrix organization. Gene Ontology annotation, molecular function: metalloendopeptidase activity. Lineage: Eukaryota; Metazoa; Chordata; Leptocardii; Amphioxiformes; Branchiostomatidae. The record is from RefSeq and is a predicted model, not a curated record. The transcript has 20 exons.